This is a messenger RNA of Fusarium redolens, 1066 nucleotides long. RefSeq lists its product as uncharacterized. The transcript has a single exon. Lineage: Eukaryota; Fungi; Ascomycota; Sordariomycetes; Hypocreales; Nectriaceae. The coding region runs from base 58 to 963 and encodes 301 amino acids. The record is from RefSeq and is a predicted model, not a curated record.
CGAUAAACGAAAAUAUUACAAUGCACAAGAACUACACUUUUCAUAGCGACGACUAAGAUGACACGGAAUAUUCUCAUCGUCGGUGCUACUGGCCAGCAAGGCAAAGCCACCAUCCACGCGUUAUACAAAGCUCUCAACGAACCAUCUCAACAGCAAGACAUCAGGAUUCUUGCUUUGACGAGGUCCAUCGCAUCUCCAAAGGCCCAGGCACUUCAAACAGAGUACCCAUCAAUCACCCUUGUGCAAGGAGACAUCCAAAAACCGCAAUCCAUUUUCGAACUGCACCCUAACAUCUCAUCAAUCUUUAUCGUCACAGUCCCACCAAACGAUGAGGCGCAAGCACUGCCUCUCAUUGAAGCAGCAACAGCGCAUCUAUCAGUUGAUCACAUCGUCUUCUCCAGUGUCGAUCGUGGAGGCGACGAAGUUAGCUGGAGCCAACCAACUGAGAUUCCUCACUUUGCCGCCAAGCACCGCAUUGAGCUCCGACUACGGGAAUUAUGUGAAGAGAAUAACAAACAAUGGACGAUUCUGAGACCGACUGGAUUUAUGGAUAGCUAUAACCCUGGUUUCUUUGGUCAGAUGAUGGCAUCCCUUUGGGCUAAAGGUAUGCCAAGAGAUCGCAAGAUGCAACUGGUUAGCACUCAUGAUAUCGGCGUUUUUGCAGCAAAGGCGCUUUUGAACCCGGAGGCUUGGGCGGGAAAGGCACUAGCAUUGGCGGGUGAUGAGUUGAGCUUCUCUGAACUUCAGGAGAUAUUCCGGGAAGUGGUUGGAGAGGAACUACCACAGACUUAUAAGGUUGUAGCAUACCCUGUCCUAUGGAUGGUCAAAGACGCGUCUAAGAGCUUCGAGUGGUUCAGGGAUGCGGGCUGGAAGGCGGACAUCACUGCCUUGCGAGAACAAGAACCAGGUCUUCAAAGUUUUGCGGCUUGGCUCCGAGAGUCGAGUAAAUGGAAGUGUGUUUAAAUCCAAGGUUUUGGGGUUUUCGGGUAACAAUAGAUCUGUAGCAGGUGCAAUUUGCCUUUUAUAUCGAUAAAGAUAGUGAAGAAUUCCACCAUUUUAGUACCAG